Strongylus vulgaris is the source of this 774-nucleotide messenger RNA. The record is from the annotation of a GenBank genome assembly. Lineage: Eukaryota; Metazoa; Nematoda; Chromadorea; Rhabditida; Strongylidae.
AUGAACAUCUGUAGGCAUUCUGGCAAUUCGGGCGAGGAACGUAUCACAGUUACUGGAAAGAAAGCGAAUGUUGAAAAGGCUAUUGAUCAGUUGAACAAAAUUCAGAACGAACUGGCCAGCAUUAUUGUCAUUGAAGUCGAUAUACCUGUAAAGGUACAGGCUCGACUUCUUGGCAAUGGGCGCCGUCUUAUCUCUGACAUUGAAGAGGAAUGCGGAGGUGUACACAUCAGAUUCCCUGCUGAGAAGAGCGAAAGCACUAAGGUUACGAUACGUGGACCAAAGCCAGAUGCAGAAAGGGCACAAAAGUUACUUGUUGAUCUCGCUAAAGACAAAGAAGUCAAUCUCCACGAAGACACUGUAGUAGCGAAGCCUGAAUUCCAUAGAUUCCUCAUUGGAAAGGGGGGCACAAAAAUCAAUAAGAUGCGUGAAAACUAUGACGUUCGUGUGAUGUUCCCAAGAGAGACUGACACUGAUAAGGAAACUAUCCAUCUUCUUGGUAAGAAAGAUGAUGUCCUUAAAGUGAAGAAGGAGCUUGAAGAGAACAUAAAGCAGCUUAGUGAAACAGUGGAAAGCACGAUUGAGGUUGAUACCAAGCACCACCGACACUUUGUCAUGCGAGGAGCCGCUGUGCUUCGUGAGAUUCAGGAGCAGAACGGCGGUGUAGUUAUCUCUUUUCCCAAGAUGGGAAGUGACUCAACUACAGUUCACAUCAAAGGUUCUAAACAAUGCGUUGAGUCAGCAAAGGCCAGAAUUGAAGAGAUAGUUGAGGACAUU